Messenger RNA from Echinops telfairi (small Madagascar hedgehog), 1827 nucleotides. It is a transcript of the gene HEATR9, whose product is annotated as HEAT repeat containing 9. NCBI's taxonomy places the organism in Eukaryota, Metazoa, Chordata, Mammalia, Afrosoricida, Tenrecidae. The record is from RefSeq and is a predicted model, not a curated record.
AUGGUCUAUGAAAACUCCCAUGUCCUUGAAGUCACCAAGUCAAUGUACAAGUACCCAUGGCUGGAUCACAGAGACAGGGCCAAAGAACACAGAAGAGCCACCGCCAUCGUUCACCUGCCCUUAUCCUGCUACCAGAUGCCGAAGGAGGAGUACCCCCCAAGUCCCGAGGUCUGGCGGCAGCACCAGAGCAGGCUGCAUGCAGUGCCUUACUGCUACUCCCAGAAACCAGAGAUCUACUCCCACUGGCACACUUUCUAUGACCCGAAGAGGGAGCGGGAGAGCCCGAAGAUCUUGUUUCGGAAAAUGCAGGAUCAGGAAAGGGGUCUCAGAGAGAUGCCUGAAUUCCAAAAACUUCAUGUCCCCCUGACCAAACUCCUGCCCAACUCUCAGGUGGGAUCCAGGCCCUCAAGGUCUACCUUGUCCGCCUUGAAGUGUCAACGAUUAAAGGAGCUCACGCAGAGUCUGAAGUCUCCCCGAGAAGAAGAGCAGCUCUAUGCCGCUCAGGCUCUGGGGUGCCUGGGCAUCAGUGACAAAGUGAUCAUGGAGGCGCUAUGGGCGGUGGCCAAAACUGGUGCAGAGAAAGUGAAGUUCGAGGCCUGUCGAACCCUGGCCCUCCUGGGCUGCCUGAACAAGUACGUGAUCCAGGUCCUCAUGCACCAGUUGAAGGGGCAAAAUGAAGACCUCAGAAUGGAGACGCUGUUGGGCCUACGCAUCGCUCUGAACAACUGGGUAGCUGUCCCUAAAGACAAGAGGACUCCUGUGGGGGAUGAAGGGAAGCUGGUGUGUCUGCUGCAGAUGCUGAUGAGAAGGUUGCCCACCGAUGCAGCUCUGGAAGCAGCCCUGUCCUUGGGUUUCCUGAGGCCCUGCAACACGGAAGUCCAGGAGUUCCUGCUCCGGUGCCUGGGCCAAGGACCUAAGACCCAGCGGAUGAAGGCCCUGACGAUGUUGGUCAGGAAGCUGCGUGUGCACUCAGCCGAAGUCAUCAGGGCCAUCCUGGAGCAGCUGUGUUCUUCCAGCGUCCUGGAGCACCGCAUGGAAGCCACCAAGAUGCUCAGGAUGAUUGGGCUGGAAAAGAUCCAGGCACAGGGGCUGCAAAGACUCACAUUCGACCUGCUCAGGAAGAAGAUAUAUAAUGAACCCUUCCUGGCAAUGAGGCAGACUGUGGCCGAGACAGCAGAGCAGCUCAAGAUGAAGCCUAUGAUGAUGAACUUGGUGGAGGAGCAACUGAAGAGCCAAAGUGUCGCUGCACGCCAGGAAGCGGUCAUCUCCUUGGGUGUGCUGGGGGUCCGCAGCCCACGGGUGUACCACUUACUCCUGGACAUGCUCGAUGCAGAAAAGAGCCAGGAGUUGAGAGAUCAUCUAAAGAAGACAUUAAUCCUUUUGGCCUCAAGUAACCCCUGGAUCCGAAAAAGGCUGAAGAACAAGGUUCUCUUUGUACAUGAGGAGCCUCCGACCACUGUGAAACCAGAGCCUACGAGGUUCCGGACAGAGCCCGAGAGCCCUGAGGAGUUAAAUAUCCAAGACUUCCAACUUGUGCAGCUGAGACCUUUUUUUAUUGCCCAGUCCAGCACCAAGAUGGACCAACAGACAGAGCUGACGGCCCACGGCAGGUCUGACCCACACUUCACCAUCAGCCCCGAUGCUGUCCCAUCCCGUUUCUCUAAAGCAGUAAAAGAUCUACUACAGGCUAACGGGCCCUGUGAGCCACAGCUCAGGAGACAACCCCGGAAGCUUGUUAAAACCUCCAAACAGAUCACAUCUGCAUGCCGAACUUUCACUGAUAAAGCAAUCCAUACCCUUUUUCCAUGAAUAAAUGUGCUGCCCCAC